Messenger RNA from Danio aesculapii, 2366 nucleotides. It is a transcript of the gene slc7a4, whose product is annotated as solute carrier family 7 member 4. The transcript has 5 exons. NCBI's taxonomy places the organism in Eukaryota, Metazoa, Chordata, Actinopteri, Cypriniformes, Danionidae. Bases 170 to 2203 code for a protein of 677 amino acids. Gene Ontology annotation, cellular component: plasma membrane. The record is from RefSeq and is a predicted model, not a curated record. Gene Ontology annotation, biological process: amino acid transport; transmembrane transport. Gene Ontology annotation, molecular function: amino acid transmembrane transporter activity.
CUCCUCCACCCUCCGCUCUGUUCAAUGACGCUCUACAACAUCGAACACACGAAUGAACGGAUGAGUAAAAACAGGUUUGUAGGGCCUGUUUGAUUCUGAACACUAUGGAGCAGGUGUGACCGGGCUGUAUUUCAUAUCAUCUCUUACCAACUAUUCGUUCUCCAUCAAGAUGGCAUCAUGUGUUUCCGGCUGCUCUCCAGUGAUGAGGUUCUGUCAGAAGCUGAACAGGCUGAAGACCCUGGAGGACGAUGUAAUGGCAACUUCACUGAAACGCUGUCUGAACACAGUGGACCUUGCUCUGCUUGGUGUAGGUGGAAUGGUGGGUUCAGGCCUGUAUGUUCUCACAGGAACUGUUGCAAAAGACACUGCAGGACCCGCUGUAGUGAUAUCUUUCCUCAUAGCAGGAAUUGCUUCACUGAUGGCAGCGCUGUGCUAUGCUGAAUUUGGCGCUCGUGUACCAAAGACAGGCUCUGCCUACAUGUUCACAUAUGUCUCUGUUGGCGAAAUCUGGGCUUUCCUGAUUGGCUGGAAUGUCAUUUUGGAGUAUAUGAUUGGCGGAGCAGCGGUAGCUCGUGCAUGGAGUGGCUAUCUGGACUCGAUCUUUAAUCACCGCAUCCAGAACUUCACAGAAAGUCAUGUGAUGCGCUGGGAAGUGCCCUUUCUUGCUCAUUACCCAGACCUCCUAGCGGCUGCAAUCCUCCUAGUGGCUUCCUUUUUCAUUUCAUUUGGUGUUCGUGUCUCGUCUUGGCUUAACCACAUAUUUUCAGCCAUCAGUAUGGCAGUCAUUGUGUUUAUUUUGGUGUUUGGCUUCAUAUUGGCCGAUCCUGCCAACUGGAGUGCUCGGGAGGGAGGCUUUGCCCCGUUUGGGCUUUCGGGUAUCAUGGCGGGAACUGCAACAUGCUUCUAUGCUUUUGUUGGCUUUGACGUGAUCGCAGCUUCCAGCGAGGAGGCCAGUAAUCCUCAGAGGGCCAUUCCUGCAGCGACUGCCAUCUCAUUGGGUCUUGCGGCCACAGCUUAUGUCCUGGUGUCCACAGUUCUUACAUUGCUGGUUCCAUGGCACACGCUUGACCCAAACUCAGCUCUCUCGGAUGCGUUCUUCAGACGAGGUUAUAGCUGGGCUGGGUUUAUCGUGGCUGUGGGAUCCAUAUGUGCCAUGAACACUGUGUUGCUCAGCAACCUUUUCUCUCUCCCGCGGAUCGUGUACGCCAUGGCAGAGGAUGGCCUCUUCUUCUCUGUGUUUUCCCGUGUCAACCCUGUAACCAAAGUCCCAGUGAUCGCCAUUCUUGUUUUUGGCAGCCUUAUGGCGAUCCUUGCCCUCAUCUUUGAUCUAGAAGCUCUGGUCCAGUUCCUCUCUAUAGGCACUCUGCUGGCUUACACUUUUGUAGCAGCCAGUGUAAUAGUGCUCCGCUUCCAACCGGAUAAAAGCAGCGGGAGUUCAGGAGCAGGUGGAGUCAAGACCGAUGCUUCAUCCACACCUUCAGGAAACCAGUCAGGGCAGCAGAUGGAUGUUUCUGUGGCAGCAAAUGAAGCCCAGACCUUUGCACAGGAUGGUGGAGAGCUGAAAGAGUACGAGUCUUUCUCUGAUAAACUUCAACUGGUGGAGAGGCAAAAGGCAGUGAAGGAGAAACGGGCUCCUGGGAUGCUGAAGGCUCGCUGGGAGCCAUAUUUGGGUCGGAUACUGGGUGACUGUGAGCCUGGUGAAGUGGUGGCAUUCUCUGUGCUCGCUCUGAUGGUCAGUGGAGUCUCUCUCAGUGCUGUGUUGGUGUUUGGGAAUAACCAGCUGCAUCUGCCUGUGUGGAGCUUCACCCUGCUUCUGGUCAUCUUCAGUGUAGUCUUCCUGCUCAGUUUGGCUCUCAUCUGGGUCCAUGAACAGCAGCCCAACCUUAAGACUUUUCAGGUUCCUCUGGUGCCAUUUAUUCCUGGCUUCAGCAUCCUUCUGAAUGUAUUCCUCAUGUUGAAGUUAAGUCCUCUCACCUGGAUUCGGUUCACCGUCUGGGUCGCUGCAGGCCUCCUGGUGUAUUUCGGGUACGGCAUCUGGCAUAGUAAGGAGGGUUUACGGGAACAGCAGGGGCAGGACGUGGCAGCACGUUACGUGGUUCUUCCCAGCGGCAGCCUGGUGGAGACAGUCCAGAAUGUCCAGCCCGAAGGACAUACUCACAGCACACACACUUCAACCCUUGACAAUCCACCUGCCAGCAGAUGAUCUGAUCAUGCUGAGGUGUGUUUACAGUACACCUGCAUGCCUGCCUGGUCUCUUAUACUUGCUUUUCUUUCUGGUCAGUUUUUGCUGACAGCAUUUCAAGUUAAGCUGUUCAUCAACAAGAUGGAUUGAAGAAACAUUCUGGUUUCAGGUUAAGCUCAGUUGU